AUGGAUUCAAAGAAUUAAUGGAACUAAAAGUCAUCAGUACAAGAAUUUGGAAUACAAAAAUCAAGUGUGGCUAAGCCAGUGCAUCAAUAGCCAAAGCCAACACAAUAGGUGGCUCCUAAGAAUGAGCAUGAUCCGAAUCAGCUUGUGCGUAGAGUGACGAAAAGGAAUAUUGCAAUAAAAAAAUCAAUAGCCACAAACGAAGGCACUAUCUAUGAGACAUUUGAGCCAUUAAUGAAACCAUAGACUCCAUAGGAUAUUGGAUUUAUAGUAAAAUGCUUUUAAUCUCAUUUUGUGUUUUCGUCCAUGAAUGAAACUUAAUUGUAAGAUUAGAUAAUUAAUUGAAGAGUGCAAUUAGCUAAAAGUAUGUUCUAUUGUAGAUUGGUGAUUGGACAAACUAUAAUAAAGUAAGGGGAUGGAGCAAGUUCAUUUUUUGUGUUGGAAAAGGGUAAAAUAAAUGUGUUGGUUGAUGGAAUCUCUAGAAAACAAUUAAGCUAAGGAAAUGGGUUUGGUGAAUUGGCCUUGUUAUACAAUGCUCCAAGAUCAGCAACAUGUGUGGCAAUGGAAGAGUGCUUUUUGUGGGGAAUAGACAGACAUACUUUUAGAAAGAGUGUGGAAAAUGUAAUGAGGAGUGAACAAGAGAAGAAUAGAUAGCUAUUAGAAUAAGUUAAGUUUUUCAGUAAUCUAUUAUAUUGAAUCUUUAGACUAAUUGACAAAGGAUUAAAAAGAUGCCAUUGCAGGAGUGUUGAUAUUGUAAAAGUUUAAUCAAAAUGAAAUUAUAGUAAAUGAAGGAGAUCAAGCUAGUUCAUUCUAUAUCAUAGUUGAGGGCAAAUGUGGAGUCUUCAAUAAGGAAGAUGUUUAGAUUGCAACUCUGAAUUCCAAAGACUCUUUUGGUGAAUCCGCUUUGAAACAUGAUAAUCAAAUUAGAAUGAUGACAAUCAAGGCAAUAGAAAAGGAUACCAAAGUGGUGGCUUUGGGAAAAGAUAUGAUCACAUAGAUUCUCGGGGAUAAAGUGCAAUAUAUUAUUUAUAAGAAUAUUUGUAAAUGGGCAUUGAAUAGAUCAAAAUUAUUUGGCAAAAUUCCUGCUUCAGUUUAAGAUAAGUUAAUCGAAGGAGUUAUUUAUAGGAAAUACACUGCUGGAUAGAAGGUAAUUAAUAAAGGAGACAAAGUUGGAUAUUUGUAUAUAGCUUUGGAAGGCAAUGUGUUGGAUGAUCAGAAGAAUGUUAUUGCUAAUAAUAUCUUGAAUGAAGAAUCUCUCUAUGAUGAAGUUGCCAAUACUAAGCAUUCACAAUCCUAUACUAUGGAGACUGAAGGACAUGUGGCUGUCAUCGAUUACGAUAAAUAUCGUACUACAUAUGGAAGUGUUGAAAAAUUAUAAGAAAAGGACUAAAGCAAUGUUCCCUCUGAAGAACACUAAUAAUCUAAUGAUUUAGUCAAAUAGUUUUAGUUGAAAGAUCUGAUUUUCUUGAAUAAACUAGGUUCUGGAUAGUUUGGAUCUGUCUAUCUCUGUAGGAAUAAAAACUAAGAAACUUUAUUUGCACUCAAAUAUGUCACCAGAGCUCAUAUCCAAUAAUAUGGAAUCCAAAAACAUGUCUAAUAGGAGAAGUCGGUCUUGGAAAUGAUGAAUCACCAGUUCAUACUUAAAUUUUAUCGAUCAUUUAAAGAUGCUGAAAACAUCUACUUUCUCACUGAGUAUAUUGCUGGAGAAGAACUAUUUGACGCGAUUAGAGAAAUUGGAUUAUUGGGCAAAUAUGACUCUUAAUUUUACACUGCUCAAAUGAUACUACAAAUGGAGUAUCUACACACUGUCCAUUAGAUUGUUUAUAGAGAUAUUAAGCCAGAAAAUGUUAUGGUUGAUUAAUUUGGUUACCUAAAGUUGAUUGAUAUGGGUACUGCAAAAAGUCUCAAAAAUGUUUGUAAUUAUAUCCAUUAAAACCUUAGCUCCUCCGAAAACAUUCACUAUAAUAGGAACUCCUCAUUACAUGGCUCCUGAGGUUAUCUCUGGUAAGGGGUACGGGUACUUUGCAGAUCUGUGGAGUGUUGGAUGUUGUCUCUAUGAAUUUUUAUGUGGAGGUCUGCCUUUUGGAGAAGAAUAGGAAGAUCCAUUCGAAAUUUAUAAAGAAAUCGUAAAGAAUCCUCUUCAUUAUCCAUCAUAUAUUACUGAUAAGACAGCUAAAACAAUUAUUGAAUAGUUGCUGAAUAAGAUCCCUGAAUGCAGGUUGGGAGGAUCCUAUUCUUCUCUCAAAAACAAUUAAUGGUUCUCUGAUUUUGAUUGGGUAUUAAUGAAUGACUAUUCUAUUUUAGAACAAGUUAAUGUAGCGUCAACUCCAGCCUCCAUUAAUACCUAAGAAGGAGAAACUAAUGAAUGAAUCACAAAUUUUGGAAUAAUUGAAAAAGAAUAUUUUGGUUAUAGAUUAGAUCUAAAAGGAUACAAUGGGUUAGAAGAAGGUGUUUGCUUAACCAAAAGAUGCAGAGUGGGAUUCAAUAUUUUGA
Paramecium octaurelia is the source of this 2490-nucleotide messenger RNA. The record is from the annotation of a GenBank genome assembly. NCBI's taxonomy places the organism in Eukaryota, Ciliophora, Oligohymenophorea, Peniculida, Parameciidae.